Messenger RNA from Dentiscutata heterogama, 257 nucleotides. NCBI's taxonomy places the organism in Eukaryota, Fungi, Glomeromycota, Glomeromycetes, Diversisporales, Gigasporaceae. The record is from the annotation of a GenBank genome assembly.
AUGGAGCUACACCAACUGGUUUACAAGUCCACAACUAUAUUAAGUUACAAUAAAGAAGACACUUGUGACUCUCAGAAUGUGCAGCAUAUGCAAAAUCUUUAUAAUCACAAUCCAACAACUUCUCCUGUUCCUUAUGAUAAAUUCCUAAACUAUACACCUUCAAUAAAAAACUGUGAAAAUGUAUAUAAUGUUGUAACAAAUUUAAGUAAAAUGGCUGGUGAAAAAUUUCAGGAAGAAGUAUCACGUAACAAAAUUCU